This is a messenger RNA of Symbiodinium pilosum, 399 nucleotides long. The record is from the annotation of a GenBank genome assembly. Lineage: Eukaryota; Dinophyceae; Suessiales; Symbiodiniaceae.
GCAGGUGUUGCGGCAGCAGCAGCUUUGGGUUUCAAUGUGCUGCCGAAACAGUCCAGCUAUGCGCCGAAUGCUCCAGCUCCAGGACUCCGACCAUCGCUCAAUGCUCCGAUGGCUUCUGCUGGUACAAGCUCUACCGCGCUGGGCCACCGUGUCUGUGUGCAGUAUCUCUGCUUCACCCGGUGCGACCGUGGCAGCAAUUGUCCAGAGGCGCACAUCAUGGACCCCGAAGAAGAGAUGCGAGUCCGCGCAAAGUUCAAGAUGCAGGAGUGCAACCAAGGUGCAAAUUGCACCCGCACGAGCUGCCUCUUCAGACAUCCUGGCGAGCGGGUAGAAGAGGCCAGUUUGUCUGGUGGGCAGAUGGCGCAGAAGGCAACAUCCCAAAGCGGUCUCAUGCGCUGA